CCACCACCUGCACGCUCUACUUCCUACAUACAAAAAAAGGUUUCACGCUUGGUCGAGUUCUUUGGGACCGAUGACUUAUCUGAUUCAUUCUUUUAUUACCCUAUGAUUUAAAAAAGGAAGUAUACUUCUUAAAGAGAGAGAUACUAGACCGCCUUUCGUGUCGUCGUCGUUCUUCUACCACGACGCCUGUUGGCGAGGCAUUAAGAAGGAUAAGGAAGAAAAUUGGUGGGAAAAGAAAGAUUCGAUCUUGAUUUCGAAUUCUGAGCGAGAUUGACGUUUGCACUUUACGCGUGUUACCUGGUCUCGUCUCCUUCGUCUCUGGACGCGAUCCAGUCCGACCUCGAUUCUCGAUCUACAACACCACGAGCCGAAUACAACUCCUGCAGAAGGACCAAAAAAAAAACGCAAAAAUGGACUCUUUGGGCUCAUCACCUCGAAAAGGCUCCUCCGCCGAACCAACACUACCAACAAUGAAGCCCUACUCCCUCGCCGGCUCCAAGCGUUCAGCGCCGAGUCUCCUCCCGCCCUUUGAGCCGCUCUCAUCAUCUCCAAACCUCCCUCGACCCGUGAAGCGACAAAAUCUCGGUUCUGGCCGUUCCUCGUCCCGAGCUCACCUCAAAUAUCCUACUCCUGUCCCUACGUCGAGUACAGGUAUCCUCUCGAGUUCCCCGCCUCAACGGUCCGCUACCGCUUCCGAGCGUGCCCCGCUCGCUGCCGUCCCCGCUGUCGAACUCUCGGAAAACGGCGAGACCCUCAUCAUGGGUCGAUCGUCAAACUCGUCACACUACCAGAUCUCCGCUGACCGCCUCGUCUCCCGCGUCCAUGUAAAGGCUCGCUUCGUCGCUGCUGCGAGCCCGCUUGAGCCCAGCAAGAUUGAAAUCGUCUGCAAUGGCUGGAAUGGUCUCAAGUUGCAUAGCCAGGGUCGUACUUGGGAGCUGUACAAGGGCGAUAGCUUCACCAGUGAAACAGAGGGCUCCGAGAUCAUAAUUGAUGUGCAAAACUCGCGUGUUCUCGUCCAAUGGCCCAAGCGGGCUCUUGAUCAUCUCUCCGACACCACUUGGGAUUCUCCUCCCUGCCAGGCUCGUGCCCAGGCCAUUCUCCAGUCUUCCCCUCCUCGUCGCGCUUCUCGUAUUGCUUCUCCCGAGAGCCCCACGCCUGCUAGUCUCUCUAGCUCCCGCCGCCUCCAGGCUCUGCUCCCCGGACAGCGUGACAUUGAAAUCUACGAAGACGAUGCUGAGCCUGAGCUCCCUGAGCACAGGCAUGAUCCUACUAACAUCAAUGUCAGCAUGUGCACCGACGUGACUGCCAGCUUCAGCAGUGAGGUCAGUGAUGGUGAGGACAACAACCCUGAUGAGGAGAAUGAUCCUAUUGUGCACUCUUUCGGGCCUUUUGGCGCCGACAUUUCCUGCCGGUUGGCUUCGAUAACGACAAAGUCUCCCAAGGUGUUCAAGGGUGUCAAGCGUGCCAACCCUCUCCACAGCGCUAUUGCUUCCGAUCUGUUCGCUCCUCGUCAGAUUCCUGCUCCUCCUCAGUCUCCUCGCAAGCAGCAGGCCAGAACCGAGUCUCCACUCUCGUCUCCUCCUCGAAUGUCUUCUCCGACUCCGGAGAUCUUCAGGAUGUCCUUUGAGUCCCACCCUGCUGUUGGUAACCAUGUCAUCAACCAGCUCGCUUUCUCGCGUUUGUCUUCGACUCCUCUGUCCACCAUCAUGGCCCACCUCCCCUCCGAGGAGAAGCGAGACAUUUCCAAGGACGAUCUUCGCGAUGUUAUCGAGAGUACACCCUGCAUUGGUAUCAUCAAGCGUCAGGGCAAGGAUGCAGCUGGCAAGCCCCUCGAGAGCGAGUACUACUACGUACCGGAGGAAGACGAUGACCAGCAACGUCGCGCCGCAGUCGUCGAUGGUCUUCGCAAGCCCAGUCUCCGCGCUUGUCGCAAGCAACACAAGCAAUACUACUGGAAGCGUCCCAAGACUCCUUGAUCCACCCGUCUUUUCACGUACAUACGAUUCUUCGCUCCGAGAGAUGACUACAUGAAUCUCAAAGUUUCCUGUUCAACGGUGGAUGUCUGUGUUUUUGCUGUAUACCCCCUUUAUCAUUUCCAUGUUUUAUUUUUACAUUUCUUGUCCAUGACGGCUCUCAUGUUUCGCAAACUGCAUAGCAUCGGCGUCUUAGUUUAUUUUAUUUCUGCAUGAUGGAGUUGGAAGGGCUUAACAAAAAAGGACCGAGAUAUGCCUUGUUGAGCAUAUAGAAAGGAAAGGGUUUGGGGUAGCGUAUUCUUGUACCUGUUUUUAAUGUGUGUAUGGUAUGUUGUAUGAGAGCAAAGCAAUGGAAUAUCACCAAUUAACCUGUUGAA
This is a messenger RNA of Fusarium oxysporum Fo47, 2350 nucleotides long. RefSeq lists its product as uncharacterized. NCBI's taxonomy places the organism in Eukaryota, Fungi, Ascomycota, Sordariomycetes, Hypocreales, Nectriaceae. Gene Ontology annotation, molecular function: protein binding. The record is from RefSeq and is a predicted model, not a curated record. The transcript has 2 exons. The coding region runs from base 411 to 1976 and encodes 521 amino acids.